CUAGAGACAAGCAGGCUGCUGCUAUUUCACUGGUGAGUCCGAAGCACCAGGAACUUUCACACCAUGAAGAUCUGCUUUCUUCUCAUAGCUGUUGUCUUCUUGACAAUCCAGGCCCAGCCUCAGAGAAAUGAAGAAGAGAUGCCGCCUCAGGAAGAGGCUGUGGCUGAGAGCCAAUCUCCUGAAAUAGAAGGUUCUGACAUAGUGGCUUCAGAUGCUCAACAGAGAAAAAUUCUUACCUGCUAUUGUAGAAGGCACUGCAUAUUCCUGGAAAAGCUUUCUGGGAGUUGCCGGAUCGAUGGUAUAUAUUACCGACUGUGCUGUAGAUAAGUCAGAGAACUUCUUGAACCAACUGAAGUAUUGAGAAGACCAUCACUAUUAAUCCUUGUAAUCCCCUUUCUCUAACCCAAAUAUAAUUCUAGCAUCAA
Messenger RNA from Antechinus flavipes (yellow-footed antechinus), 425 nucleotides. Its product is annotated as defensin-A2-like. Gene Ontology annotation, cellular component: extracellular region; extracellular matrix. Gene Ontology annotation, biological process: defense response to Gram-negative bacterium; cellular response to lipopolysaccharide; antibacterial humoral response. The coding region runs from base 64 to 327 and encodes 87 amino acids. The record is from RefSeq and is a predicted model, not a curated record. The transcript has 2 exons. NCBI's taxonomy places the organism in Eukaryota, Metazoa, Chordata, Mammalia, Dasyuromorphia, Dasyuridae.